This is a messenger RNA of Psammomys obesus (fat sand rat), 1903 nucleotides long. RefSeq names its product coagulation factor IX (gene F9). Gene Ontology annotation, cellular component: extracellular region. Gene Ontology annotation, biological process: blood coagulation; zymogen activation. The record is from RefSeq and is a predicted model, not a curated record. NCBI's taxonomy places the organism in Eukaryota, Metazoa, Chordata, Mammalia, Rodentia, Muridae. Gene Ontology annotation, molecular function: calcium ion binding; serine-type endopeptidase activity. The coding region runs from base 31 to 1446 and encodes 471 amino acids. The transcript has 8 exons.
UGACACUUGCACAACCUACUAGCAAAGGUCAUGCAGCACCUGAGCACCAUCAUGGCAGAGUCACCGAGUCUCAUCACCAUCUUCCUAUGGGGAUAUCUACUCAGUGCCGAAUGUGCAGUUUUCCUUGAUCGUGAAAAUGCCUCCAAAAUUCUUAUCCGUCCAAAGAGAUAUAAUUCAGGAAAACUGGAAGAGUUUGUCCAAGGAAACCUUGAGAGAGAGUGUAUGGAAGAAAGAUGUAGUUUUGAAGAAGCAAGAGAAGUUUUUGAAAACACUGAAAAAACCACUGAAUUUUGGAAGCAGUAUGUUGAUGGAGAUCAGUGUGAAUCAGAUCCUUGUUUAAAUGGUGGGAAAUGCAAGGAUGAUAUUAAUUCCUAUGAAUGUUGGUGCCCAGUUGGAUUUGAAGGAAGAAACUGUGAAUUAGAUGUAACAUGUAAAAUUAAAAAUGGCAGGUGCAAGCAGUUUUGUGAAAAUGGUGCUGAUAACAAGGUAAUUUGUUCCUGCACUGAAGGAUACCAACUUGCAGAAGACCAGAAGUCCUGUGAACCAACAGUUCCAUUUCCAUGUGGAAGAGUUUCUGUUGCAUACAGUUCUAAGAAGCUCACCCGCGCUGAGACUAUUUUUUCUGAUAUAGAGCAUGAAAAUUCUACUGAAGUUGAAUUCAUUCUGGAUAACAUCACUGACAGUGCCAUUCAGGAUAAUGUCACUGAAAGUCCUGAAUCAUUUGAUGACCUCACUCGAAUUGUUGGUGGAGAAAACACAAAACCAGGUCAAAUCCCUUGGCAGGUCAUUUUAAAUGGUGAAAUUGAAGCAUUCUGUGGAGGUGCCAUCAUUAAUGAAAAAUGGGUUGUAACUGCUGCCCACUGUCUUAAACCUGGUGAUAAAAUUGAAGUGGUUGCUGGUGAAUAUAACAUUGAAAAAGAGGAAGACACAGAGCAAAGGCGAAAUGUGAUUCAAAUUAUCCCUCAUCACCACUACAAUGCAACUAUUAAUAAGUACAGCCAUGACAUUGCCUUGCUGGAACUGGAUAAACCUUUGAUACUGAACAGCUAUGUAACACCUAUCUGUGUUGCCAAUAGAGAAUAUACAAAUAUCUUCCUCAAGUUUGGUUCCGGCUACGUGAGUGGCUGGGGAAAAGUCUUCAACAGAGGGAGACAGGCUACCAUUCUUCAGUACCUUAGAGUUCCACUGGUUGACCGAGCCACAUGCCUUAGGUCCACAACAGUCUCCAUCUAUAACAACAUGUUCUGUGCUGGUUACCGUGAGGGAGGCAAAGAUUCAUGUGAAGGAGAUAGUGGGGGCCCCCAUGUUACUGAAGUGGAAGGGACAAGUUUCUUAACUGGCAUUAUCAGCUGGGGUGAAGAGUGUGCAAUAAAAGGCAAAUAUGGAAUAUAUACUAAGGUUUCCCGGUACGUCAACUGGAUUAAGGAAAAAACAAAGCUAACUUAAUGAAAAACCUAUUUCCGAAGGCAGUUCCCUGGGAUUGAAAAUGGACCAGGCCCUUUACUAACUAAUCCUUUCUUCAACUUCUUGUUAGGUGUGAAUACAUAAGUUCUAUAAAUACUGAUUGUUCUCUGUGUGGGGUAGGAGCCAUCUAGGAUCUAUAUUAGACUAAAUCAACUAGGUUAACAAAUAUAAUAACUAAACAAAUCGUUUAGGAAGAGAUUUACCAUUUCCAUAAGUUCAGCCCUUGUCAAAAUUAGAAAAUGAAGCUUUUCAUGUUGCCCAUCAGGCACCGUAGUCCUCAAGUGUAGACACUUACCCAUUUCUCCCUCCUUAGCAGAAAUCCUUGUUUCAGCUUUUCCUCCCCUCUCUCAAAUUUCUUUGUUUUCUACCCAGAAUCUUUAGACCACUUAAGGCCUGAAGCACACAGAAGCAGCUGAUAUAUUAAAACUCAUCAAAAGCA